UAUAUAUUAAGAGCUGAAAUCAAUAAUAUGUAUCAGAAAUAAGUCUUCCUUAAUCAGUGAAGAAGUUAAUUCUAUUUUAAAACAAAAUGAAGUGUGUAAUUGCAUUCUUGGCUGUUGCCGUUGCUGUUGCUAAUGCUGGAAUCAUUGCCAGCCCAUACAUUGCUGCCCCAGGUUUAAUUGCAACACCCUACGCUUAUUCCCAUAUUGCUGUAGCUCCAGUUGCCGUUGCACAAGCAAUCCAACCAGGAUAUGUAGCUGCCACUCGUGGAUCCUUACACAUUGCUCCACUCCCAGGAAACACUCCACUCGCAAGCCACCACUUAAACUUGGCUCCAGCUCCAGGAACUAUAUAAGUGAUUUAAUUUGAUGUUAUAAUUUUCUGGUCAAAAACACUAUCAAAAAUUUUCUUCUGUUACUAGGUU
This is a messenger RNA of Chrysoperla carnea, 422 nucleotides long. Its product is annotated as cuticle protein-like. The transcript is spliced from 3 exons. Bases 87 to 353 code for a protein of 88 amino acids. The record is from RefSeq and is a predicted model, not a curated record. Lineage: Eukaryota; Metazoa; Arthropoda; Insecta; Neuroptera; Chrysopidae.